Cavia porcellus (domestic guinea pig) is the source of this 1227-nucleotide messenger RNA. Its product is annotated as purine nucleoside phosphorylase LACC1-like. The record is from RefSeq and is a predicted model, not a curated record. Gene Ontology annotation, molecular function: copper ion binding. NCBI's taxonomy places the organism in Eukaryota, Metazoa, Chordata, Mammalia, Rodentia, Caviidae.
AUGGCAGAAGCAGUUUUCAUUGAUCUGUUUGGCCUGGAAUUGGACUCUCAGGAAAACUGCCAUCAGACAUUACUGAAGACACUAAAUACAGUCCAAUACCACCAUGCUGGCAAGGCUCAGUUCCUGUGUAUAAUAUGUUGCAGUAACAUGAGCUGCGAGUGGGAUAGUGAACAUAAUAAUUGUGAACUGGAAACAAGCAAUGAAUUUUCAGCCUUCUUGAAUGACUUUGAGAUUGUUAGUAAUCCAAGCCUGGCUGCCUCUUUGUACACCGUUAAGCAAAAAAUUAAUGAAAAAAAUGUGAGCAGUAUUAAGGUGAUUGUACCGGUACACAGGACAACACUAAUGAAAGCUUUUAUUGAUCAACACUUUACUGAGGUUUACAGUUUUGAGUUUGAAGAUUUACAGGUAAAGGAUGGCCCUUUGAAGCAGUCCACUGAAGUGAUCGCAGCUCCUGAACUAGAAAUCCAAGAUGAAAUAAAAAUGUAUUUGAGAAGUCUGCCAUCCCUGAAUGGAAAAUUAACUGUUAUUACAUCUUCUCUGAUCCCAGACAUUUUCAUACAUGGAUUUACUACAAGAGCAGGUGGGAUAUCUUACAUAUCAACUCUUAGCUCAUUAAAUCUCUUCAGUAGUUCCAAACGGAGAGAUCCCAAAAUGGUUGUUCAAGAAAACCUGCGUAGGUUGGCAAGUACUGCAGGAUUUAACGCAGAGAAAUUUUACCGAGUAAAGACUGAUCACGCCAAUGAAGUCUGGAUUAUGGGGAAAAAAGAGCCUGAAUUUUAUGAUGGAAUAACCACAAAUCAGAAAGGAGUCACAAUAGCAGCUCUUGGUGCUGACUGUAUACCUACAGUUUUUGCAGAUCCUGUUAAAAAAGCAUGUGGAGUUGCUCAUUCUGGAUGGAAAGGUACUUUGUUAGGUGUUGCUAUGGCAACAGUAAAGGCAAUGAUAUCAGAAUAUGACUGUCGUUUGGAAGACAUUAUUGCUGUAUUGGGACCUUCAGUAGGACCUUGCUGUUUUACUUUUCCCAAAGAAUCAGCAGAUGCAUUUCAUAAUCUUCAUCCUGCAUGUGUACGACUGUUUGACUCACCAGAUCCCUACAUCGACCUCCGUAAAGCUGCUAGGAUUCUUCUAGAACAAGAAAGAAUUCUACCACAGAAUAUUCAGGACCAGAACCAAGAUCUCGACCUCUGUACAUCCUGCCAUCCUGAAAAUCUUUUCUCCUUCGUGUGA